AUGUCGGCAGUACGACUCCGUCCUCUUUUGCUGCCGACGUUACGUGCAUCUGCAUUGUCAGUUGCUUCACAAAGCAAACGCAGCUCGCACACAAUCUGGUACCCGGAUGCUGAAUUUGAGCGUGAUUUUAAGACCGCUGGAACGUUAGGCAAGUUAUGGUUCACGAGAAAAACUGACUAUGAUCAGCAAUUGGGCCUGGAUAAAUUCGCGAAGCUGAUGGCAAGCGCACCAGUGCAGUCAGAUGACUACAAAGGAAAACUUCGUGAGAAAUCGCUGGAGAAUAUGAUUCUCAAUUUUGGACCACAGCAUCCAGCGGCACACGGUGUUUUGCGACUUGUUUUGAAGCUUGAGGGCGAGGUGAUAAUCAAGGCAAUGCCACACAUUGGGCUUUUGCAUCGUGGUACUGAGAAGUUAAUGGAGUAUAAAACGUACACACAAUGCAUGCCAUAUAUGGAUCGGCUUGAUUAUGUGACUAUGUUUUGUAGUGAACAAGCUUUUGCUCUUGGCGUCGAAAAACUUCUCGGAAUUCAAGUACCACCUCGUGCUAAAUGGAUCAGAACGCUCUUUGCUGAAUUGAAUCGUCUAGCGAAUCACGCAUUCGGUAUUACAACGCAUGCACUUGAUAUUGGUGCCAUGACGCCGUUAUUUUGGCAGUUUGAAGAACGUGAAAAAUUAUUCGAGUUCAACGAACGCGUAUCGGGAGCACGUAUGCACAUUAAUUAUUUCCGCCCAGGCGGAGUCGCAUAUGAUUUACCAUUGGGAUUGUUGGAUGAUAUUUACGACUGGGCUGAAAAAUUUCCGGAAAGAAUCGACGAAGUGGAAGAUAUGCUAACUGACAACAGAAUUUGGAAGGUUCCUCUUGUAGUUUCUGGCAAGAAAAAUUUUAUGUUUAUCUUUGGGGAAGCUCAUGGUGCCGCGAUCAGCAGACUCAAGGAAAUUCUCGAAGAUAUGCUCCAGGCGCGAACGAUCGAUAUUGGUAUUGUAUCGGCACCAGAUGCACUUAAUCACGCCUAUUCAGGGGUAAUGUUGCGUGCAUCUGGCGUCAAGUGGGAUAUACGUAAAGCACAUCCAUACGACGCAUAUGAUCAAGUUGAAUUCGAUGUUCCGAUUGGAACGAAGGGCGAUUGUUACGAUCGUUAUUUGUGUCGUAUCGAAGAAAUGCGACAGAGUUUGCGUAUCGUCCAUCAGUGUCUCAAUAAGAUGCCUGCAGGAGAAAUCAAGAUUGACGACCACAAAAUUUCGCCACCUAAACGUCGUGAAAUGAAGACAAGCAUGGAGUCGUUAAUUCAUCACUUCAAAUUUUUCACCGAAGGAUUUCAAGUUCCUCCGGGCGCGUGCUACGUUCCCAUUGAAGCACCUAACGGCGAAUUCGGAACAUAUAUUGUUGCUGAUGGUACUUCGAAGCCAUAUCGUAUCUUCAUUCGUGGCCCAAGUUUCGCUCAUCUUUCAUCGCUACCAGAUGUUGCGUACAUGUCACUUAUUGCCGACGUUGUAGCCAUCAUUGGUACACUGGAUAUCGUGUUUGGUGAAGUGGAUCGUUGA
Molecule: messenger RNA, 1542 nt
Organism: Anisakis simplex (herring worm)
Lineage: Eukaryota; Metazoa; Nematoda; Chromadorea; Rhabditida; Anisakidae
Source: the annotation of a GenBank genome assembly